Messenger RNA from Corticium candelabrum, 1362 nucleotides. Its product is annotated as caspase-3-like. Gene Ontology annotation, biological process: proteolysis; regulation of apoptotic process. Bases 15 to 1211 code for a protein of 398 amino acids. The transcript has 2 exons. Gene Ontology annotation, molecular function: cysteine-type endopeptidase activity. Lineage: Eukaryota; Metazoa; Porifera; Homoscleromorpha; Homosclerophorida; Plakinidae. The record is from RefSeq and is a predicted model, not a curated record.
GGUUAUUUUUCAUCAUGGACGAUAAGCAUCGUGAUCUGCUGCGAACGCAUCGGGUGUAUCUCUUGGAGAAUCUGCAGCCUAAAUCAAUGAUCGAUCAUCUUGUAGAGAAAAAGUUGCUUUCUGAUGAUGAACUGGACGAGAUUCGCGCCGAGAAGAAAACGAAGGAGCAAAUUCGUCUCAUCAUCGACAAGCUGCCUCGCAAAGGACCCACAGCAUUCGAUAAAUUUAUAGAAGUAUUGAAGGUGACGGGCCAGGAGUAUGUUGCCACGAAACUAUGCGGAGAUCUCGUCAAACAAGAUGUUGUCGAGCCAUCACCAUUAUUUCCCAUACCAUUUCAAGAAACUCGUAGAGAGGAUGUUUCCUCCAAGGCAAAUGUUCCAGUUUUAAAUUUACCAUCAAAAACUGAGACUGAUGCACAUCGUGAUGACUGUUAUCCGAUGACCAAGGUGCCUCGUGGAAUGGCUCUCAUUAUUAACAAUAAGCAUUUCCAUCCCAAGUGCGGUAUGAACAUGCGCAAGGGAACUGACGUAGACGCCGCCAAUCUUCAACAGGCAUUCAAAUUUCUUGGAUUUUUGGCGACUGUUCUGCAUGAUCAAGGAACUAAUGAUAUGGAAGACAACUUACGGAAGUUGGCUCGAUACGACCACAGUAACUAUGACUGUGUUGUUGUAUGCAUUCUUACUCAUGGAGUCGAAGGCAAAUUGUAUGGCUCUGAUGGCAAUCUUAUUGAAGUUCAACGGUUGAUUCGGCUGUUCAAUGGUGAUCAGGCUCCAUAUUUGGUUGGCAAGCCGAAGCUCUUCUUUAUACAAGCUUGUCGAGGUGACAGCUUUGACUAUGGCCGGGAUGAGAGUGAUGGUCACCAGAAUGACACUGAUGGUGUACCAGCACAAGAGCCAGUCAUCAUUGAGAGAGCACUAGGCGAAGGAGUAGACGAGACAGAUGCCAAGAUGAGUGCACUACCUGUCGAAGCAGACAUGCUGCUUGCAUACGCUACUGUCCCCGGGUAUGUCUCGUGGCGAAACAGUGAACGAGGCUCUUGGUUCGUGCAAGCAUUGACGGAGGUUCUCGUUCACGACGCCACAAAAGAUGACGUCACUCACAUGAUGGUUUCAGUCAACAGAAAGGUUGCUACUGAGUUUGAAGCUAAGGGUAGACGCAAACAGAUGCCAGCACCGGUUGUGCAAUUGUUGAAGAAACUUUACUUUCGCUAGAAUUCUCUGUAGGUUGAACUGACAGCAACAAGAUAGGGUCUUCGUUUUUUGUCGUACUUGAGCGUACUAAUCAUUUGUCAUGAUCUGAAUUGAUUUUGUGUAUAUGCUGAAAGCAGCUGGAACAUGAUACUAAAAAUGUUUGUCCACUACA